Eimeria mitis is the source of this 3159-nucleotide messenger RNA. RefSeq lists its product as uncharacterized. Bases 1 to 3159 code for a protein of 1052 amino acids. The record is from RefSeq and is a predicted model, not a curated record. The transcript is spliced from 11 exons. NCBI's taxonomy places the organism in Eukaryota, Apicomplexa, Conoidasida, Eucoccidiorida, Eimeriidae.
AUGCCUGCUGUUGAAGGCCCGGCCGCCGCUGGCGGGACAGGAGGAGGGGGCGGGGUUAUGAUGCUGCCUUCACACCCCUUGUAUUAUUUCUCCACACAUAACGCAUUGCGGGGGGCAGAUGGGGAAGACUUGCAUUUCCGCGUUUGCUUCGAAGAACUUCAUGGCUCGCGCUCUUGCGAGCUAGAUGUUUACCCCUUCUACGACGUACAAAUGGUCAAGAGGCUCCUCAUCAAAAAGCUUAGGCUCCCCGCCUCUAUGCAGGUAAAAGACGUACGUUUGAUAUUCAGGGGGAGUGAAUUGCCCAACUGGCGACCCAUGACCGUCUUCUUCGAAAAUCCGGUCAAACGGCUGCUGUGGGCUGUUAGGGGAGGCAGUGCACAGGCUUCCAUCAGGCCUUUUGCGCGCAGCCAGACCUUUCGCAGCAAAGAGCUCCUUAGGAUUCUUGAAGAAGUCCGCCUUGGCUUUCGCAGGAACGUGGCGCCAAAACUGACUAUGGAUGGCACUGGUGGCACCUACAUUUUGUUUGACGGCCGCCGGAGGCCAGUGGCUGUGUUCAAGCCUGAGGACGAAGAAGCCUUCGCCCCGUGUAAUCCACGAGGUUACGAGGGGCGCCUGGGUCAGCAGGGGCUGCGGGGAGGAGUGCUAAGCGGAGAGGGGGCGGGACGGGAGUUCGCAGCUUACCUUCUUGACGCGAGCUAUGGCGGCUUUGCUGGCGUUCCAGCAACUAUGAUGGUGGAGGCGUGCCACCCGGCGUUCUGCAGCAAGGGCCAAAUCGAAGUCGACGGGGACGUAAUGAUGAAUUCAUACGUCCGCAGCGAGUCGUCGCCAAGCGUUUCAUGGAAAGUUGGCAGCUUUCAGGCUUUCGUGGAGGCCAAGGAGUGUGUCGGAAACUUUGACGCUCGGCUCUUCUCGGUUGGCGAUGUGCACCGUAUUGCGAUAUUUGACUUGCGUGUCAUGAACCUGGACCGGAAUGACAGCAACAUUCUGGUGGCUCCUGUGGUGGGUUACCAGAAGGAGUCGUCUGCUGGCAGCAGCUCUCGUAGCCUGCGUGCCUCAGGUGGGGUUGUGAAACAGAUCCAGAGCAAAUUGUUGCGCAGUGUUUCUGCUGUGGGCUCUUGCGGGACGCAACUUUGCGUGGCUGACAAGGCAGCAGUGGCAGGUGCGGAAACAGCAGCCUCAGCAGCGUCCGGGGUAUUGACACCCGAUGGAAAACCAACGAAGUGGUCCAACCGCAGGUUUCGCCUUAUUCCCAUUGACCACGGAAUGAUCUUGACGGACGUUCUCGAUGUGGCGACCCUUGACCUAGUUUGGUUCGACUGGCCCCAAAGCAAAGAACCGUACAGCGAAAGCGAACUGCGUCUGAUAUAUUCAUUCGACGUGGAUAAGGACUUGGAGCGUUUGUCACGUCGGGUUGCCUUGAGGGAUAAUUGUCUGAGAACGCUUCGGCUCGCCACGAAGCUGUUGCAAAUCUGCGCCCGCCACCACUUGACAGUUCGGGAGACGGCGACGAUUGCAGUCCGCGACGACUUCGACGUACCUUCACCUUUGGAGCACCUGAUUCGACGAAGCCUAGAGAUUUCUUACCUUGCCUUGGAUUCGACGUCGUUAAUGAGCACGAACAGGCUGGGCUUCGGGAUAAUGGAUCUUGCCGAGUUGCAGGGGGACCCUGGGAAGCAGCAGGGGAGGCGCACGUCGUUCGAGGCGAAGCUGAAGAAAGCCUUCAGGAAGAAGAAAAGGGCUGGGGACGAGGAGCCUGUGGAGGAGCAAGCUGUUGACGGAAAUGGAGUUUGCAGUCGCUGCGGUGGCCUCGUUCCUGCUGCUGGAGCGACCGCAGCAACCCCCCGUGGCAAUACCUCAGUUAGUUGCACAGUUCCAUCAACAGUUGAUGCGGACGGGGAAUUAGACAGUGAAGACCUGGAGGAGAGACCACUUGUCCGUUCCUGCACGACCAUUGAGGCGUGGAGCGACGCGCGCUCCCCAGUAGGGGCACAUGCUGCUGCGGACGCUUGUGGCGAACCAAGAGAGUGUCGCAACACCGCUGCUGCAGCUCUUGCCCGAGGAACAGCUCAACCAGCUGACCAGCGUCUCACUGCAACUGAGAACGCUGGGGAGCUGGCGCCUCCUGGGAGGGUGAAUGCAGAAGGUGGACGACAAGCUUCGGGCGGCAUUGCGCCUUGCCGAUGCGGGGAAAGCGUUCAGCGGCGCAGCAGCAGCAGCAUCGGCGAUUCUGUGGACAGCAGCAGCGACAGCGAGCUAAGCAGCAACAGUCUGAGCACAAGUAGCAACGACGGGACGCAGGGUAGCUGGACGAGCAGCCACAGUGACGAGGACAGCAGCAAGUCGGCAUCGGAAGUGGAGUCACGGCUGGCGCCCCCCACCUUCGGUAGCUUCCAAGCACCGGGGGCGGCUGGAGGGCCCCUAAGGCACCUUCCUAGCGCUGCCUUGUUCCGAUACCCAUCGGGGGAGCCGCGCCCUGUAGGACGCAAUAAACGGCGAACAGCCCGUAACAGAAGACGCAAGACAGAAACAGAGACAGAGACAAAGACGGACGAUGCAGCCGCUGCUCUCCCCUCGCCACCUCGCAAUGAAGCAGCCGUGUUUGGCAGCAGACACACGAAGGGCACCGUCAGACGGCUUAACGGGACGGCGCGAGGCACCGGAUGCCGGCCAAAGAAACAACCAUCAGCGACGACAAGCACGUGGAGUCUGACGGACUCGAGCGGUCGUGUGAUUCUGCUCGACUGGCGUGACGGCCGCCUUGAGAAGCUUUUUUUCGAGGUGUACGAAUCUCUGCUAAGACAGCACAUAGUGCACAACCAUCCUCAGUGGUAUACAUACCCGUACAACGGAGAGGCGAUUGAACGAAGCGAACGUAGACAGCAGACGUUUCGUCGGGAGGAGAGCGCGACGGUUGCCACACCGGUUGUCGCCGCGCCAACAGUGCAAGCAAAUUCGCAGCGAGUCCAUGCAACAAACACACAGCGCAGGCUUAGCUCUGAGGCAAGUGAUGAUGCCAGUGCCGCUGCUGCAGGCCCCCAAUUAACAAAUAAACAUCUCAGGGCUGUGCAGCAACCACAACCACCGUCACCAGGGCAAAACGCUGACAGGGCGCCAGCAGCAUCUCGCCAGACGCGCUUCAACAUUUCACCAGAUGCCUAA